This is a messenger RNA of Cuscuta epithymum, 1336 nucleotides long. The record is from the annotation of a GenBank genome assembly. Lineage: Eukaryota; Viridiplantae; Streptophyta; Magnoliopsida; Solanales; Convolvulaceae.
UGAAAACAUAAGUCAAAGAAUUAAUCCUCCCACCCCAUCAUUUUUUCUCUCUUAAAUCGCAGUCCCAAAGGAUUAGAAAUCUAGAUCUACACUUACCGUUAAACUGCUUCCGGCUCGAUCCCGUUACCGGCAACUGGUGCUCUCUGGCUGGAAGGUGUCUUGAACGGAAUCUCCGCCGGAUAUUUACAUAUAGCGUAGCCGGAAUGAGUAACGGAGAGCUGCUCCGCAUUGAACCCGUUGACCUGCAAUUUCCAUUCGAAUUGAAGAAGCAGAUCUCAUGUUCUAUGCAUUUGACAAACAAAACGGAUAACCAUGUCGCUUUCAAGGUGAAAACAACAAACCCUAAGAAGUAUUGUGUGAGGCCAAACACUGGAAUUUUGACUCCGCUCGCUGCUUGUGAUGUCAUAGUUACAAUGCAAGCACAAAAGGAGGCCCCAACAGACAUGCAGUGCAAGGAUAAGUUCUUGCUUCAAAGUGUGGUUGUGAGUCCUGACACCAUGGCGAAGGAUAUUAUUCCAGAAAUGUUCAACAAGGAGUCAGGGAACCAUGUUGAUGAAUGUAAGUUGAGAGUAGUGUAUGCCACACCUCCUCAACCUCCAUCGCCUGUGCGCGAGGGUUCUGAAGAAGGAUCCUCACCAAGGGCUUCACUAUCUGAAAGUGGAGCAGUGAGUUCAUCAGAGCAGAGUAAUGUUUCAAGAGCACAAAGCGACCCACAAGACAAGUCAUUGGAGGCAAAAGGCCUAAUUUCUAAGCUUUCAGCUGAGAGGGAUUCUGCCAUUCAAAUAAAUAACAAGCUCCGGCAGGAAUUGGAACUUUUAAGACGGGAAUCAAACAAAAGUCGAAGUGGCAUUCCGUUUAUGUAUGUUAUUAUCAUUGGUUUGCUUGGUAUUCUUCUCGGCUAUCUUUUCAAGAGGGCAUCAUGAAGGCUGCAUGACAUGGUUUCCCUGAUACGAUGUCCAAUCCUCUGGCUCUUUGGAAAAUUCAGAAAUCUUGAAGAAAGUGUGACUAGUUCAGGAAACCUUUGUUAUGAUUUGUUGUCUGAUUGACUUCAAGAAUUAAAGGAACAGGUGUUAUUGGUUCGUUGGCAGAGCUUCAAGAGCAACUUUUGUGGUUUUCUUUUAAUUCGACAUUAUUCUUUUGUACUUAAAUUUAUGGGUGUUCAGACUUCAAACUGAUUGUGUGCGGUGCUUAACUGCCCAAUUGGAAUUUGGAUGUUAAAGUUGGUUAGUUGACCUCUGAGAUCCCAUUUGAUGGCUGAUGGAGUAAUGAAUAACUCCAUGUGGUCUUGACGCAACCAGAUAGAGAUCUAUUGUAGGAGCUGAUCCUUAGACUCUAA